GUUUCUGAAGGUUUGUCAUUUUUGCACAGCAGUGUGAAAAUGGUUCAUGGAAAUAUUACACCUGAAAAUAUAAUUUUGAAUAAAAGUGGAGCCUGGAAAAUAAUGGGCUUUGAUUUUUGUGUAUCAUCAACCAAUCCUUCUGAACAAGAGCCUAAGUUUCCAUGUAAAGAAUGGGACCCAAAUUUGCCAUCAUUAUGUCUUCCAAAUCCUGAAUAUUUGGCUCCUGAAUAUAUACUUUCUGUGACCUGUGAAACAGCCAGUGAUAUGUACUCUUUAGGAACUGUCAUGUAUGCUGUAUUUAAUAAAGGGAAACCUGUAUUUGAAGUUAACAAGCAAGAUAUUUACAAGAGUUUCAGCAGACAAUUGGAUCAGUUGAGUCGUUUAGCAUCUAGUUCACUUACAAAUAUACCUGAGGAAGUCCGUGAACAUGUGAAACUACUAUUAAAUGUAACUCCAACUGUAAGACCAGAUGCAGAUCAAAUGACAAAGAUUCCCUUCUUUGAUGAUGUCGGUGCAGUAACACUGCAAUAUUUUGAUACCUUAUUCCAAAGAGAUAACCUUCAGAAAUCACAGUUUUUCAAAGGACUGCCAAAGGUUCUGCCAAAACUGCCUAAGCGUGUGAUUGUGCAGAGAAUUUUGCCUUGUUUGACUUCAGAAUUUGUAAACCCUGACAUGGUACCUUUUGUUUUGCCCAAUGUACUACUCAUUGCUGAAGAAUGUACCAAAGAAGAAUAUGUUAAGUUAAUUCUACCUGAACUUGGGCCUGUCUUUAAACAGCAGGAGCCAAUCCAGAUUUUAUUAAUCUUCCUCCAAAAAAUGGAUCUGCUACUAACCAAAACUCCUCCUGACGAGAUAAAGAACAGUGUCCUGCCAAUGGUUUACAGAGCCCUAGAGGCUCCCUCCAUUCAGAUCCAGGAACUCUGUCUAAACAUCAUUCCAACCUUUGCAAAUCUUAUAGACUACCCAUCCAUGAAAAAUGCUCUGAUACCAAGAAUUAAGAGUGCAUGUCUGCAAACAUCUUCCCUUGCUGUACGUGUAAAUUCAUUAGUGUGCCUAGGAAAGAUUUUGGAAUACUUGGAUAAAUGGUUUGUACUUGAUGAUAUUCUACCCUUCUUACAACAAAUUCCAUCCAAGGAGCCUGCGGUCCUCAUGGGAAUUUUAGGUAUUUACAAAUGUACAUUUACCCAUAAGAAGUUGGGAAUCACCAAAGAGCAGCUGGCUGGAAAAGUAUUGCCUCAUCUGAUUCCCCUGAGUAUUGAAAACAACCUUAAUCUCAAUCAGUUCAAUUCUUUCAUUUCCGUCAUAAAAGAGAUGCUUAAUAGAUUGGAGUCAGAACAUAAGACUAAACUGGAGCAACUUCAUAUAAUGCAAGAACAGCAGAAAUCUUUGGAUAUAGGAAAUCAAAUGAAUGCUUCUGAGGAGACAAAAGUUACAAAUGUUGGGUCUCAGCAGAUUGACAAAGUCUUUAACAACAUUGGAGCAGACCUUCUGACUGGUGGUGAAUCAGAAAAUAAAGAGGAUGGGUUACAGAAUAAACAAAAAAGAGCAUCACUUACACUUGAAGAAAAACAAAAAUUAGCAAAAGAACAGGAGCAGGCCCAGAAGUUGAAAAGCCAGCAGCCUCUUAAACCUCAAGUUCACACACCUAUUGCUCCAGUCAAGCAGACUAAGGACCUGACAGACACGUUGAUGGAUAACAUGUCAUCUUUGACCAAUCUUUCUGUUAGCACUCCUAAAAUUUCUGCUUCAAAUUCGUUCACUUCUGUUCCUUCCACGGGCCUUGGCAUGAUGUUUUCUACACCAAUUGACAAUACAAAGAGAAAUUUAACAAAUGGCCUAAAUGCUAACAUGGGCUUUCAGACUUCAGGAUUCAACAUGCCAGUUAAUACAAACCAGAACUUCUUCAGUAGUCCAAGCACACCUGGAGUGACCAAGAUGGCCCUGGGAACGCCUUCCGCCUUGCCAAGCUUCAGCGCUGCCAGUGUUCCUCCUGCAGGCGGAAAGCAGGCUCAGCAAAGACCCACAGAUAUGUCUGCUCUUAAUAAUCUCUUUGGCCCUCAGAAACCCAAAGUUAGCAUGAACCAGUUAUCGCAACAGAAACCAAAUCAGUGGCUUAAUCAGUUUGUACCUCCUCAAGGGUCUCCAGGUAUGGGCAGUUCAGUAAUGGGAACACAGGUGAACGUGAUGGGACAGUCUGCCUUUGGAAUGCAGGCUAAUCCUUUCUUUAACCCACAGAACUUUGCACAGCCACCAACCACUAUGACCAGUAGCAGUUCAGCUAGCAAUGAUUUAAAAGAUCUUUUUGGGUGAGGUGUCAUGCUCCUAUUUUUGAAGGAUUACUUCAGUUUUAAUCAUGGGUAAGCUGAUUUACAUCUUUAUAUAGCUGGCUUGGAAGAAGUACUUCUAUGGGAGAGUGGUCCUGUGAUAGGAAAAAAAAACUGUUUUCAUGCCAGCAUAGUAGUUGUAUGGACUCCUAACAGUUGAGGUUUUUAAAGCAUUGAGGAUUUUUUUUCCUCUUACCAACUCCUCUUCAGGUUUUUAAAAGACCCAACCCAUAUCAAUCUCAAUGAGAAAAAAAAGACACCUGAAUAUCUUGAAUAGCAGAAUUUUUAAGUCAAAUGUUUAUUUUGGCUUGUAUAUCUUGGUGUUAUUUUAAAAGUUGAGUUGAUGGUAAUUGCAAGUUUCAUCUGUUAAAUACUACAUGGUACACAGUCUGCCUUCACAAGUCAUUAGUCUUCAUUUUAAAUAUGUGAAAAAUCCUGAUGCUGUAUUGAUUUGUUUGCAUUUAGCACAACUGAGAAAAUGAUACGCAUAAUGAAAAGGAUCAGGUCAUUUGCUUUUCCAAUCUUAUUCUGAGAUGAACUAAUGUUUAGUACAAAAGACUGAGAAACUACUACAAAAUUUAAUUUAACCUUAAUUUCAUUGGUUCAAACUAAAGGCAUUAUUAACUGUCAUAAAUGCAAACUGAUCAUUGUAAAUUAUUUUUUAGCAUGGUCUGCCUCAAGUAGUAAUGUAUUUUUCUCCGUUUACUUGGAUAUGUUUAGAGUCACUUUUUUUCCUCCUGUGUCACAGACAGAAGAGGUAUGUACUGAUUUGUACAGGUAUUUGACAAAGCCGUCUCUGUGCUUUUUCCUGAUUGCUGCAUUCAUGCUUCAUUUUGAAUUGAAACUUCAGAGGUUGCAGCAUAUAUGAAUUGCAUUUUCAAAAGGAUAUUUGUAAGAAUUAAACUAUAUUUAAUGAGUAAACUUUUGAGAUUUCUGCUGUAUUGUUUCAAAUGUAAUAAACUUUACUUCUCUAAAAAUGA
Molecule: messenger RNA, 3304 nt
Organism: Capra hircus (goat)
Lineage: Eukaryota; Metazoa; Chordata; Mammalia; Artiodactyla; Bovidae
Gene: SCYL2
Product: SCY1 like pseudokinase 2
Exons: 14
Coding region: 40-2310 (756 amino acids)
Biological process (GO): protein phosphorylation
Molecular function (GO): ATP binding; protein kinase activity
Source: RefSeq, a predicted model, not a curated record